CCUAGGCGUAAUUCAGCUGAGCCGCUGACCUCUGCUUUCCCUGUAUACCACGCCGUUAAACCUUCCCCAUUAACCUCAAACGCCGUUGUUUGCUCAGGUCGUCGCUUAUACGGUGAUCGUCCUGCUCUCCUUCAGCUCUUUUUCCUUCCUUUUGUUUGAACCUUUGCGAUUUGAAGAGAUGAGCAGCGGUCCGGCCCCAUUUUCAGAGAUUGGACGACGGGCUAGAGAUGUUUUGGCUAAAGAUUACAACUAUGACCAGAAGAUCACUAUUUCCAUUCCAAGCGCCACUGGAAUGGGUCUUACAGCAACUGGUGUAAAGAGGGAUCAAAUUUUCGUCGGUGACAUUAGUACACAAUACAAGACUGGAAGGACUACUGUUGAUGUGAAAGUUGAUACGUAUUCAAAUGUAUCAACAAAGGUAACCUUGAAUGAAGUCCUUUCAUCUACAAAAGCAGCAUUUAGUUUCAACAUACCAGAUCACAAGUCUGGCAAGCUUGAAAUACAUUACCUUCAUCCUCAUGCAGCCAUUAAUUCCAGUAUUGGCUUGAAUCCUUCCCCUCUUUUGGAGAUUUCUGGUGCAAUUGGUCUAAAGGAAUUAGCUGUUGGGGGUGAAAUUGGAUUUGAUACUGCUUCUUCUUCUUUUACCAAGUACAAUGCCGGAAUAAGUUUCAACAAGCCCGACUUUUCUGCAGCACUCAUACUGACGGACAAGGGAGAAACCCUAAAGGCAUCAUAUGUUCACACCAUAAAUCCUUUGAGCGGGAAUGAAGUUGCUGCUGAAAUGAUUCACAGAUUUUCUACAUAUGAGAACAGUUUUAGCAUUGGAAGCGUUCACAAAUUUGAUCCUCUCACCACAGUAAAAACAAGAUUCUUUGAUAAUGGUAAGAUUUCGAUGCUGUGCCAACGGGAAUGGAGGCCCAAAUCCCUUGUUACUGUAUCAGCCGAGUAUGACUCAAAGUCCAUUAAUUCAACGCCCAAGUUGGGUCUUGCCGUAGCUCUUAAGCCUUGAGCAAAUUUUGAUGCUUCUCUGGUUGAGAUUAUUUUGUCUGGCACCUUGAUCUUAACUAUUCGAACCAUGUGGUGGUCUACAGUUUGUUUCAAUCAUAUGCGGGUCUAAGAAUUUAGCCUUUUGAUGCAUUUGCUAGCGUCCUCUGUGGGAAAUGGACCCAAUUUUGAUACAUCCACACAAUUAUGCUGAUAAUUUUGAAGAACUUUGUUACCAAAAUGAGCAGCAUAGUUGAUUGUAUCGUAGUUAAUUGCCUGGAAUGGCCGAAAUUGUGGGGUAUUGGAACUGGAAGUGAUCCAUUCUGAGCUCGAAUUUUCAUUGUUGACAAUAAGCAUUUCAGACAGAUUCGGAAGCUUCUUAAUUUGUUGUCGUCUUUACUUCUGGUUUAAUAAGAUGGAGAUGCCUCUGUCCAGGAAAUA
This is a messenger RNA of Coffea eugenioides, 1425 nucleotides long. Its product is annotated as mitochondrial outer membrane protein porin 4. Gene Ontology annotation, molecular function: voltage-gated monoatomic anion channel activity. Gene Ontology annotation, cellular component: mitochondrial outer membrane. Gene Ontology annotation, biological process: monoatomic anion transmembrane transport. Lineage: Eukaryota; Viridiplantae; Streptophyta; Magnoliopsida; Gentianales; Rubiaceae. The transcript is spliced from 7 exons. The record is from RefSeq and is a predicted model, not a curated record. Bases 179 to 1009 code for a protein of 276 amino acids.